AUAAAAUCCAAAACAACAGAAAAAGAUGAAAAGAAAAUUCUUCUUGGUUCAAGUUUAAUUUCACUGACGUCUUAAACAUUUUAAAGCGGAAAAGGUUUACUACCUCUUUCGAUUUGUUGUUUUUUGUCCCCUUAGUAGAGAGAGCUAGAUCGAGAGAGCGAGACACAGACGAGGUCUCUGUUUUUUUAUUGAUGGGUAUUAUCUCAAAUCUAAGAGGACCAAGGACCCAAGAACAUGGGUUGCCCUUAUCUGAUAGUUUGCCAUCUUCCACAUCAGUUUCCAACAAGACAAAAUGUUCCAAUUUGAUGCCUUUAGUUGUGGCCCUUGUAGUCAUAGCUGAAAUUGCGUUUUUGGGUCGUCUUGACAUGGCCAAAAAUGCUGCCUUUUUCGAUUCAUGGCCUGAGAUGUUCUAUAAAUACCACUCUUCUGAUGGAGCAGAGGUUGCUGGUGUUGAAAAGGUCGAUAUUGAAACAUUGGGUGGCGAUCAGAACUUGUUUAAAGAGAGCUGUGAGGAUUGGCUUGAAAGAGAAGAUGGCGUGAUUUAUUCAAGGGAUUUUGCCAAGGAUCCCAUCUGGAUUUCUGGUGCUGACCAGGAGUGGGAAACUUGUGCUGUGAGUUGUAAGUUUGGGUUUGAUCCCAGUAAGAAACCUGAUGCUGUCUUUGGUUUGCCUCAACAAUCUGGAGUAGCUAGUGUGCUGCGCUCGAUGGAAUCGGCUUCGUACUAUUCAGAGAAUAAUCUUGCCCAGGCACGACGGAGGGGUUACGAUAUUGUAAUGACAACUAGCCUUUCAUCGGAUGUUCCUGUUGGAUAUUUUUCAUGGGCCGAGUAUGAUAUCAUGGCACCAGUGAUGCCAAAGACUGAGAAGGCCUGUGCAGCUGCUUUCAUUUCUAAUUGUGGUGCCCGCAACUUUCGUUUGGAAGCACUUGUUGGGCUUGAAAAGGCAAAUAUCAAGAUAGAUUCUUAUGGUAGUUGCCAUAGAAAUCACGAUGGAAACGUUGACAAAGUUGAAACUCUGAAACGCUAUAAGUUUAGCUUGGCUUUUGAGAACUCCAAUGAGGAGGAUUAUGUCACUGAAAAGUUUCUCCAGUCUCUUGUUGCAGGAACCAUACCUGUUGUUGUUGGUGCUCCAAAUAUUGAAGACUUUGCACCGUCUCCCAGUUCAUAUUUACAUAUCAAGGAACUGGAGGAUGUUCCAUCAAUUGCAAAGAAAAUGAAGUACCUCGCAGAAAACCCCAAUGCUUAUAAUCAAUCACUAAGGUGGAAGUACGAAGGACCAUCUGAUUCUUUCAAGGCCCUCGUGGAUAUGGCUGCUGUUCAUUCAUCAUGUCGGUUGUGCAUUCACUUGGCAACCGUCAUCCAAGAGAAAGAAGAAAAGAGCUCCGACUUCAAGAAACGCCCCUGCAAGUGUACCAGAGGUUCAGAAACCGUGUAUCAUACAUAUGUAAGAGAGCGAGGAAGGUUUAAGAUGGAUUCUAUUUUCUUGAGGUCUGGCAAUUUGACUCUCGAGGCCUUGGAGGCGGCAGUGCUUAAGAAGUUUAAGUCUCUGAAACACGUGCCAAUUUGGAAGCAGGAGAGGCCCAAAAGCAUACGAGGGGGGGAUGAACUGAAGGUAUACAGAGUAUAUCCUGUUGGCUUGACACAAAGACAGGCUUUAUAUACCUUCAAGUUCAAAGGGGAUGCUGACCUCAGGAGCCACAUUGAAAACAACCCUUGUCCAAAGUUUGAAGUCAUAUUUGUCUAGAUUGAAGGUCACGUUAUCUCAACUUUACGAAUGGGUGACAAAUUCCCCAUCUCAGUGCUGUUUGCUGAAAAUAGUUCCUGAAAGAUCAAGGCAACCUCAUGCAGGUGUUAAGAAUAUCAUAUAUAUGUAUCAUUGAUGGGGAUGGUUAUAAUUUUACUGAUGGCUCUGUUAGUUUUAGCUCACUUUGCAUCUGACCCUUUGAGAUUUAGCUUCAGAAUUCUUCAAAGCAUUAAUAAAAAGAUUGGAUAAUUUAGUUUUAA
Molecule: messenger RNA, 2002 nt
Organism: Gossypium raimondii (Peruvian cotton)
Lineage: Eukaryota; Viridiplantae; Streptophyta; Magnoliopsida; Malvales; Malvaceae
Product: glycoprotein 3-alpha-L-fucosyltransferase A
Exons: 7
Coding region: 192-1742 (516 amino acids)
Cellular component (GO): membrane
Molecular function (GO): fucosyltransferase activity
Source: RefSeq, a predicted model, not a curated record